Messenger RNA from Aspergillus luchuensis, 1068 nucleotides. Its product is annotated as J domain-containing protein. The record is from RefSeq and is a predicted model, not a curated record. Gene Ontology annotation, biological process: cellular response to misfolded protein. Gene Ontology annotation, molecular function: Hsp70 protein binding. Gene Ontology annotation, cellular component: endoplasmic reticulum membrane. The transcript is spliced from 3 exons. Lineage: Eukaryota; Fungi; Ascomycota; Eurotiomycetes; Eurotiales; Aspergillaceae. The coding region runs from base 1 to 1068 and encodes 355 amino acids.
AUGCCGUCCGCCACCGCGUCCGGGGUAGACAAUGGAGGCUCUGCCAAAUCCCGCGAGCACAACCAGGGGAACCAGGAUCGGAAAUACACACCAGAGCAGAAGGCGGCGGUCCUGAGGAUACGGAAAUGUUCGGCGACGGCGUACUACGAGAUCCUGUCGUUGGAGAAGAGCGCCUCCGACGGCGAGAUCAAGAAGGCGUAUCGCAAACUGAGUCUGAUGACACACCCUGAUAAGAACGGGUAUGAGGGAGCGGAUGAGGCGUUCAAGUUGGUUUCGCGCGCCUUUCAGGUCUUGUCGGACCCGGAGAAGAAAGCCAAGUAUGAUAGGUUUGGAGGCGAUCCGGACAGCAGGUUCACCCCGAGUGCUGGUCCCUCGGGCGCUUCGCCUUUCAGCGGUUUUGGUGGUGGUGGAUUCCCCCGGUCUGCGGGUGCUGGGGGUCCGAUGUUCGAGGAGGAGAUCUCGCCGGAAGAGCUGUUCCAGCGGUUCUUUAGCGGUGGGUUUGGCAAUAUGGGUGGUGGUUUCAGUCCUUUUGGUGGACCUCAAUUUGUUUUCAACAUGGGCGGCGGUCCUGGUAUCCGGGUUCAUCAGUUUGGAGGCGGUCGCCCCCGGAGAAGACCCCGUGAGGCCAAUGCUCGUACCGAACCUACACCCUCUUUGUGGGCUACCUUCCAGCAGCUUCUCCCUCUCAUUCUCCUCUUCGUGCUUCCGUGGAUCUCGUCCAAAUUCUCCGGGCCGUCAACUCCUGCAGGUCCUUCGUACCGUUUUGACGCUGCUGUGCCUCCCCACACGAUGCAUCGCACGACACCCAAGUUGAAUGUGGACUAUUAUGUGAAUCCCGGGGAUGUAGAAGACUACAGCUCGCGGAAAUUCCGGCAACUGGACCAACGGGUGGAAGUGGACUACGUUACGAAACUACGGUACGAAUGCGAAGCCGAACAACACAGGCGUGAUCGCAUGCUCCAGGAUGCCCAAGGCUGGUUCUUCCCAGACGUAGACAAGAUCAAGGAAGCGAGAGCGAUGGAGCUCAAGAGUUGUCGGCGGCUAGACUCCCUGAAGGGGAGGUACUGA